Messenger RNA from Solanum dulcamara, 1613 nucleotides. Its product is annotated as glycerol-3-phosphate acyltransferase 5-like. Gene Ontology annotation, biological process: cutin biosynthetic process. The record is from RefSeq and is a predicted model, not a curated record. NCBI's taxonomy places the organism in Eukaryota, Viridiplantae, Streptophyta, Magnoliopsida, Solanales, Solanaceae. The transcript is spliced from 2 exons. Gene Ontology annotation, molecular function: phosphatase activity; glycerol-3-phosphate 2-O-acyltransferase activity. Gene Ontology annotation, cellular component: membrane. The coding region runs from base 92 to 1600 and encodes 502 amino acids.
AACGUUACACUUUACAAAAAACCACUUAGGGAAAAGAAAAAAAAACACAAAAUUACACAACAAUAUUUUUUCCUCAGAAAUUAAUUGAUCAAUGGAUUCUAUUGUUUCUGAGCUUGAAGGGGUUCUUUUGAAAGACCCUAAUCCCUUUUGUUAUUUCAUGUUAAUGGCUUUCGAGGCAUCGGGUGUAGUUCGAUUUGCUCUGUUACUAAUGUUAUGGCCAAUAAUUCGAUUGCUCGAGUUUUUAGGGAGAGAUGAUUACGGAUUAAAACUUACUAUUUUCGUAGCAACAAUAGGGGUAAGAAUAUCCGAAAUUGAAUCGGUGUCUAGAGCUGUUUUACCUAAGUUUUAUUUUGAUGAUAUUAAUAUGGAGGCAUGGAGGAUAUUUAGUAUGUGUGAUAAAAAAGUUGUGGUGACUAAAAUUCCAAGGAUUAUGGUGGAGAGAUUUGUGAAAGUGCAUUUAAGAUGUGAUGAAGUUGUUGGUAGUGAACUUGUUAGUAAAUAUGGAUUUGCUACUGGAUUUAUUAAGGAUGAUUUUGACAAGGUUUAUGAUGGGAUUGUUGCAUUAUUUGGGGAUGAACAACCAAGUUUUGGUCUUGGUAGGCCAAAAUCUACUUCUUCCUUCCUUUCUUUGUGCAAGGAACAAUUACAAUCACCAUUCUUGAGAAGCAAAAGUCAAGACCAACAACAAGAAGUUAUUAUCAAUCCAUUGCCAGUAAUUUUCCAUGAUGGUCGACUUGUUAUUCGACCAACACCAUUUUCAGCUCUAAUAAUCCUUUUAUGGAUUCCCCUAGGCAUUAUUAUAGCUACAAUUAGAAUCCUCACUGGCUUAAUAUUUCCUAUAUGGACAAUUCCCUAUUUAACACCUUUAUUUGGUGGCAAAGUACUCAUAGUCAAAGGAAAUCCUCCACCAUCACCGGCUACCACCACUAACUCAGGCGUAUUAUUCGUCUGCACUCAUCGUACCCUUAUGGACCCUGUUGUCUUAUCAAUCGUACUCCAACGUAAAAUUCCAGCCGUAACCUACUCAGUCUCCCGACUGACCGAAAUCCUGUCCCCGAUUCCGACUGUCCGUCUCACAAGAAUACGGGACGUAGACGCACAAAAAAUCAAACAUCAACUCGAGAAAGGAGAUUUGGUCGUGUGCCCCGAAGGAACAACAUGUAGGGAACCAUUUUUAUUAAGAUUCAGUGCACUUUUUGCAGAACUAACCAAUAGUAUUGUACCAGUGGCUAUGAAUGAUAGAGUAGGGUUUUUUCAUGCAACAACAGCUAGAGGAUGGAAAGCUAUGGAUCCAAUUUUUUUCUUUAUGAAUCCUAGACCAAUUUAUGAGGUAACGUUCUUGAAUAAAUUACCAGAAGAUGCCACGUGUUCAUCUGGGAAAAGUCCACACGAUGUUGCCAAUUAUGUCCAGAGAAUUUUGGGUGCAACAUUAGGAUUUGAGUGUACAAAUUUUACAAGAAAAGACAAGUACAGAAUUCUUGCUGGUAAUGAUGGAUUAACAAAAAAUUCCAGCACUAAUUAUGGGAUUAAGAAAUCGAUUGACACCUUCAAAAAUGUGGUAGGCACAAGAAAGAACAUGAUUAUGAGUUACUUUAUUUAAGCUAUUUUUUCUU